GUGUUCGAGCAAGCCAUGGUUGCAUUGGAUGGGGCGGAGGUGCCUCCUCCAGCAGCCGAGCCGAAGCUCUGGGCCCUCUUUAAGCCAAGGAAGGUCCUCUGUGAGGCAAUACAGGAGAAAAGCGACGGCACCGAAACUCUACGGAGACGUAUGCGGCGCUGGUAUGAAAAGGAGAUGGUGCAGAUCGGGAAGACAGUUGGCGUUGGAUUGGAGGAAGAGAGCCUGAAGGACAAGCAUUGGGUCAUCGUCACCGGCCUCUCUUGGGCAUCUGAUGGCCUCGUGCUGUUGACCAAUGAUGGCAUCUUCGCACAGACGCUGGCUAGCGCCGAGAGCAACAUACUGUCUGCGUUCGAUGUCAAAAUUCAAGGCGUGAGCCCUGAAGCUGAGAGAGGUGACCCUCCCGUCGACCUUCUGCACAAGUGGCGGACUGGAGCAAAAGCCGGGGGUGUCAAGUACGGCCGCGUGUGGUGCAGCAUGACAAAGCGCACGGGCGCCACUUCGCGGUUGAGAGUCAAGUAUGUGGAGUCCCCUGAGCGACCCAUUGACAUGCUCCUAGACGCCCACGGCAUGCGUGUGCAGACGAUCCGCCGCUACGCCUUUGGACCGUACCUUGUGACCGACGUGCCGCAAGACCGAGUGCUGCGCAUUCCGAUCCACAAAAGCCUCCGGCACUUGAUUCCGGUGGCCGACAUGCGCCAAGCGCUCGUCCCCGUGCGUGGAGCUCUCAUUGAG
Molecule: messenger RNA, 732 nt
Organism: Symbiodinium pilosum
Lineage: Eukaryota; Dinophyceae; Suessiales; Symbiodiniaceae
Source: the annotation of a GenBank genome assembly